Messenger RNA from Papilio xuthus (Asian swallowtail), 606 nucleotides. RefSeq names its product farnesyl pyrophosphate synthase-like. Gene Ontology annotation, cellular component: cytoplasm. The record is from RefSeq and is a predicted model, not a curated record. Gene Ontology annotation, molecular function: dimethylallyltranstransferase activity; (2E,6E)-farnesyl diphosphate synthase activity. Gene Ontology annotation, biological process: trans, trans-farnesyl diphosphate biosynthetic process. The annotation marks the transcript as partial. The transcript has 4 exons. Lineage: Eukaryota; Metazoa; Arthropoda; Insecta; Lepidoptera; Papilionidae.
AUGCAAGAAUAUGACAUCCGCCAUUUUCAGUUUUCUGAAUAUUACACAGUCGGUAGAUAUCCAGUACAGGGUGAGUUUAUGGUGAUGGCUUACGAAGCAUUGAACAAAGACAUGAAGAUUGAUGACGAAUUGAUGCAUAAAUUACAAGUGAUGGUUUCUACGACCGAAAUGGUACAAAGUUACUUUUUCAUUUGGGACGAUUUGGCUGAUAACAGCAAGGAACGUUGCGGCAAGCCUUGCUGGCAUUUGUUGGACGAUACGGGUUUCAUUGCGAUCAAUGAUGCUUGUGUUAUGAGAAGUUUUAUCAAUGAAAUAAUAAGACAACAUUUCAGUGGUGAAAUGUGUGCUAACAUUUUAAGUAUUUACGAUAAGGUUUACUUUGUGUCGUCUGUCGGUCAAUAUAUGGAGGUAGAGGUAUCCAAAACUAGAAAUUAUGAUAAUUAUAACAUUGAAUUAUUAGCGAAGAUAAAUGCAUUGAAAUCUGCGUUCUACUCUGUCAAAUCGCCGCUUUUGUUAGCGCUGGCUCUUAGCAACAAGUUGAACAAAACGUCAUACGACAUAGUGGAUGAUAUGGGUUUGGACAUCGGUGUGUUAAUUCAACAUCAU